AUGGCUUUAACGUCAGCACUCCCCAAAACAUAUAAAGCCGGUGCGUAUCUAGUACUCUCCCCAUUCGUAGUACCCGUGGCUGAUAUUGUCAUAUCAAUAAGCUGCGCGGGACCACACGAGCCUUGGGAAGUAAUCACAAAGGAGCUGCGUACGCCCGCGCCGAACGAGGUGCUCUUGCGAGUGCACGCCUCUGGCAUAUGCAACUCGGACCAUUUCGUCGCGGAGGGGACUUGGCCAGGGAUCUCGUACCCGCGUAUUACGGGACACGAGGUUGUCGGGCGCAUCGCUGCCGUCGGGUCAGCACUUGAGGGUGACGCGCGGUUUAAGGUUGGUGCCCUUGCCGGCGCAGGAUGGAACGGGGGAUAUUGCGGGCGUUGCGAGUACUGCAGACAGGGCGAGUACUGGACGUGUGCUACGGCCGCGGUCACGGGCUUUACGUUUGAUGGCGGACAUGCCGAGUACAUGUACGUGCCAGGAAUGGCUAUCGUCAGCCUCCCAGAAGAGGCGCUGCAGAAUGCAUCAUACGCUGAGCUCGCGCCAUUGCUUUGCGCUGGGUGCACUGCGUUUGGCGCGAUCACGACAACGAAGUGGAAGCCGGGGGAUCUCUGUUUAGUACAAGGCAUUGGUGGUUUGGGACAUCUCGCUGUUCAGUUCGCAGCUCGAUGUGGAUUAAAGGUGCGUCGGUCUACGCCGUCUCAUCCGGUAUCAAAACGUGACCUCGCGCUCUCGCUCGGCGCGCACGAGUACAUCGACUCAAGCACGACCGAUGUCGUGAGCGCAAUCCAAGCACUCGGUGGUGCCCAAGUCAUCAUAUGCACCGCGCCCUACGCGAAACACAUCAGCGCAAUUCUCCCGGCAGUGGCAAAGAAUGGUACAAUCACGCUUAUUUCAGCCGCGACUGACGGGCCAGUGGAGGUGUCAAAUGUGCUUAUGAACAUGAAUCGCGCGACGCUGCACGGGUUCGCGUGCGGGUGCGCGCCAGAUACGGAACAGUGUAUACGGUUCUCGACGCUGCAAGGUGUCAAACCGAUGGUGCAGGAAUUUUUGGUGGAGCAAUUUACUGAUGCAUACACGGCGGUAAUGGCAAACAAGGCGAGAUUCCGGAACGUCGUUGUGUUCCCUUAA
Messenger RNA from Postia placenta MAD-698-R-SB12, 1125 nucleotides. RefSeq lists its product as hypothetical. NCBI's taxonomy places the organism in Eukaryota, Fungi, Basidiomycota, Agaricomycetes, Polyporales, Adustoporiaceae. The coding region runs from base 1 to 1125 and encodes 374 amino acids. Gene Ontology annotation, molecular function: oxidoreductase activity. The transcript has 5 exons. The record is from RefSeq and is a predicted model, not a curated record.